Messenger RNA from Hevea brasiliensis (rubber tree), 909 nucleotides. Its product is annotated as 40S ribosomal protein S7. Gene Ontology annotation, biological process: translation; rRNA processing; ribosomal small subunit biogenesis. The record is from RefSeq and is a predicted model, not a curated record. Gene Ontology annotation, cellular component: ribosome; cytosolic small ribosomal subunit; small-subunit processome. NCBI's taxonomy places the organism in Eukaryota, Viridiplantae, Streptophyta, Magnoliopsida, Malpighiales, Euphorbiaceae. The transcript is spliced from 6 exons. Gene Ontology annotation, molecular function: structural constituent of ribosome. Bases 167 to 742 code for a protein of 191 amino acids.
GCAGUUUCGAGUGAGAAAGAAGUAACCCUAGACUAAAGGGUUAAGGCUUAUAAAUCAUACAGCCUCUGUUCAUUUUGCUCUAGCCGCAGCCCUCUUCCUCCUUCAACUACAGCAUCUUUCUCUGCUCGUUUCUGCUCUGCGCUUUUCCGAGCUCAGUGUUGUAAAAAUGUAUACUACAAAGCAGAAGAUUCACAAGGAUAAGGAUGCUGAACCCACUGAAUUUGAAGAGUCAGUGGCACAGGCUUUCUUUGAUCUGGAAAAUACCAACCAGGAACUGAAAAGUGACAUGAAGGAUCUCUACAUCAAUUCAGCAAUCCAAAUCGAUGUUGCUGGGAACCGUAAGGCUGUUGUUAUCCAUGUUCCUUUCAGAUUGAGGAAAGCUUACAGAAAGAUUCAUGUUAGGCUUGUGAGAGAACUUGAGAAGAAGUUCAGUGGGAAGGAUGUAAUCCUGAUUGCUACUAGGAGGAUAUUAAGGCCUCCAAAGAAAGGUUCAGCUGCUCAAAGGCCUCGCAGCCGUACGCUUACUGCUGUGCAUGAGGCAAUGUUGGAGGAUAUUGUACUGCCUGCUGAAAUUGUUGGGAAGCGCACCAGAUAUCGAGUUGAUGGGUCUAAGAUAAUGAGGGUUUACUUGGACCCAAAGGAGCGAAACAACACCGAGUACAAAUUAGACACUUUUGCUGCAGUUUACAGGAAGCUUUCGGGUAAAGAUGUUGUGUUUGAGUUUCCGGUGACCGACGCCUAAAAGAUGCAGAACUGACAUCUUUCCAUGUUCUUCCCAGAAAAUUGCAUUAAUGGGCUAUUUGAAUUUUGAAAAUUAGGAUUUUGUAUGUGGUGGAUUCAAAUUUUUCUUAAUUGUGAUCAGUACUGGCUUCAAAGUACUUUAAUCUUAAAUACGAUUGUUUUUUGUUA